Molecule: messenger RNA, 4416 nt
Organism: Xiphophorus couchianus (Monterrey platyfish)
Lineage: Eukaryota; Metazoa; Chordata; Actinopteri; Cyprinodontiformes; Poeciliidae
Product: SLAIN motif-containing protein-like
Exons: 7
Coding region: 1192-2622 (476 amino acids)
Biological process (GO): positive regulation of microtubule polymerization; microtubule nucleation; cytoplasmic microtubule organization
Cellular component (GO): microtubule plus-end
Source: RefSeq, a predicted model, not a curated record
UGUCACCAGUCCUCACAGAGGAAAAUAUAUUUGUCAGGUUUUUGAGAGUUAUUGGCUCAGACCAAAACUCAGAAGUUUUUUUUACAAGUGUUUUUCUAUCUCAUGAUGUCCACAUAAAGAGAGACAUGGUUAACACGUCAACAGACGUAGGUGUUAAUCUUCAGAGCCAUGGAAAAGCAGACCAUUGUCUUCUGCGCCUUUACGACAUACACAUUUGUUUACGCACUGAGCCACGCCUGGGGCAUUCAAAGGUUCAAAAGGCCUUCACCUUUUCACGCCUCCAUCAACAUAUUAUUCCUCCUACGUUCUGAGGAUUUAUGUGGUGGAAUGAAUAUGUACUAAAUUAAAGACCUUAUGUCGCACAUGUUUUUCUGCUGCUUUCAUCUGUUAUGUACGUGUACAAAUGUAUCAUUUUCAUGGCGCUACAUUCAUCUGGACUCUUUUCUUAACUUUUUCUUAGCUGGUGUUUAACCACAAAACCAAAGAAGGUUUUGCUCUUCACACUUUGUGAGUGAAGAAGAAUCUUGAGUUUAACUUGGUAGUAAGGAAAGCUGUAAAUAAGUCUGCUUAUCCGCCUGUGGAUAAAAACCACACCUCUCAGUCUGGCCUUUGUCAAAUCAAACCAAGUCAAAUGAAUGUUUUGACCUUCUCAGCUCCCGUCACUGUCCACUGUAGGGUUCUGUUGUUUGUGGAGAGUCUCUGAUGGUAGCACUUCAUAAUCUUAUCGAUGGUCUUUGGACAAUCGAGGUCGUCAGGGAUCAGAAUGCAACAGGAUAUGUCACAAGAACCACAACAAGUUUAAUACUUAACAGAGAGAAGACAACAUAAAGAUAAAGACAUGGAACAUGGUGAUGUGUGUGACUGGCUAUUUCUGCUGCCUAAAUUUAGUGUCAAUAUGAGCCAUGACAGUGUGAUGCCGACUGGGUCGCUCUUUCUAAGUAGCUACCUGUGCUAAUCCACUUAAGCUCGUGAUGCUUCUCUAAAUCCAUCCAAUCUGUUGAGUCCCUCAUUUAACAACCUCACUCAAUGAAUCUGGGUCAAUAGAUGUGACUGCUGCUGUAUGCGAUGAACAAAACCAGCAGAAUUUUCCAUCUUUAAAGAGCUGUUUUAACGAGAGCAAUUGAAGAUUUUGUCAACGUUCCCAGAUGGGAACUUGGAGCCACAAGGAGGUUUGAGGAUUUUGCACAGAAAAUGGAGCAUCAAGACCACACGAAAAGCAGCUGGAGAGAAUAUUCGUGCAGUCAAACCCAGGCAGAGCUUGGUGCGACAGCGAACUGGCCUGCGAUCAGUGGCGAGGUAAAAAGCAGCAAUGCACAGCUGGACGAACAGGCGCAUCUAUACUGCAACUUCUGGACUGAUUCUGAACCAGCAAGAGUCAAGAACUGGACCAGCAGAUCAUUUGCCAUGGAUGCUAGAUUAAGACUUGAUAGUCUGAAGUCUGGGUGUAAUUCACCUCAACCCUGGGGUAACUUGGACAACUCUUUAUACUACUAUGACAGUGAAAAAGACCUCUGGAAUGGCGGAGACGUAGAGGAAGAGCAGUCUGCUUUGGACGUGGUGGAGAUCCUUGAUAUGGAGGAAAGCAUAGGAGAUGAAGAGAGCUGGUUAUAUGAGCCUCCGAAUAGGCCGUCGUUCGAAGAGAAGGAGUCUGCUCUCAGGUGGUGUCGACACGUUCUGGAUAACCCCAGCCCCGAGAUGGAGGCUGCCCGUCGUGGGCUGAUGAACAAGCUGGAUCCAAGAUCAAGAUAUUACUUCUGCAGACAUGCAGCAGUUUCCACUCAUUCCCAGAGUGUCUCCUUGGGUUUCGCUCAGGACAAAACAUCAGUCAACACAUCAUUCAAUGACCCUGACAGCUUAGAUCAUGCUAAGGUGACCCACCCUGAUGACUUCAUAACCACAGGCUACAGACUACAGGAUAUAACAGAUGUCCACAUAAUGGCCAGAAUACAGGAAGACAGUUUAAGACAGGACUAUAUUUCCAUGCCUGCUGCAGCUGCCUUGAGGAGAAACUCAGACGCGUUUUCCUCAUUUUUAAAUACCGAGGCUGACCAUGCUGGUGACUUCAGUUCCAGAAAUAAAAACACUGCUCCAGACUCUGCCUGCAGGCCCGGUCUGACAGCUGCAGGCUCUUCCAGCUGCAAGUUACCAACGCCAACGGCUAAGCAGGGCGGCCAAAGCCCAAAACUGACCAAACUUCACCAGCAAGUAACCCAGUUCAAGCUGCUGAGGCUUGCCCAGAAUAAAGCAUCGCCAGGCAGGAUGAGGUCACCUCUGCAGACAAGCCUGCGCUCUCUCCAGGCUGUCAGGAACAGCAGAAGCUUAGAGGUUGAUGUCAGCCAACCUGCUGGCCACAGCAACCACCAUCCCCCAGUUGUUCCAUCUUCCACAACAGCGUCAAGCCGUGCCACAUAUCUGAACUCCAGCGACGUCGCCAGCUUGAUGAGAGAAUCCCCAGACAGAAUAACGGCGGUGAAAAGACCGCAGAGGUCCCAGUCCCUCAGUCCCAGCAGGAUUGCUCACCCUUCCAAGGGAUACCCGUCUGUUCGUGGGCGAGUUUUUGCCUCGCCAGACAGGGUGUCCACUGCGGCCUGGGGCAGGCAUGCCUCAUCCAUUCAAAGGUGAAAAAUUUCACUGGGAAAUCCCCAUUAGACAAACUAAUGAGGAAGAACACUAAAAGUGGCUUAAAAAUGUAUUUGUACUGUUUUAAACUUUAUCACAUUUGUCACACCGCAACUCCAAACCUCAAUGUGUUUUAUGUGACUAACACAAGGUAGUGCAUAGCUGGGAAGUAGAAAGCAAGUGAUGGUUUUUAAAAAUAAAGAUCUGUAAAGUGUGGUGUGCUUUUUUUUAUCCCAACUGUUUACAGGACAGCUAUUGAUCCAAUAUCCUAAACUUUCACCCUCUCACAGAGGUUUGUUGAUUCUCCAAGACAUGGCCAACAGCCUAAGCUGAACAGAGAGUAUUAAUCAGAGAAGCAGCCAGGAUGCUCAUGGUAACCCAUCAGUUUUUGUAUGUCAGUGUGCGGGGUAGAUCUAUGGAAUAGAUUAAAUUAUGAACUCGAGCAAAGUACAAAUAUAAACCAACGUAAAAAAUUGGAAAAUAUGGCAGGAAAUCACAAGAUGUUUUAUUGUCUACCUGUGAUAAAAGAAUCCAGAUAGACAAUCUUCUCAAACAAAUUGUGUGCAAUUGCAUAAAAGUUGGCAUGAUUGUCUUAUUUUUUUGUUUCUAGUUUUUGUCUGUUCUGUUCAAAUAAUCUGUUAACAGGACAACCAUAGGGUGUAAGCUCUGCAACUUAGGAUAGGAAAGGUAUUGCUGAAGAAAACUCAGACGAAGGCAACAUUUGUUUGCCACAAUGACAUGUUGUAUGUUGCUCAAGGUGAAAUCAUCAUGUGGUUUCUUUAGAUGAAGUUUCUGAUUGGUCAAACUCUGAACGUAACAUUACGCUUAUUUGAUAAACUUUGCUCAUAUGCUGAACCUGAUAAGACACAUAGACCUGACAAGCUAUAAUCUGCAACACGAGUGAUUAAAAUACAAUCUACACAAAUCUAUUUGUGUAGAUUGAAGGUUGGUAUGAAAGUGGAAGUGCAGUGACACUUCUCUUCAGGGCGACUGACAACGGAACGGUCUGCUGUGAGAGGAAUGAUUGCAACAGGAAGUGUGCAAUUUACCAUCAUCAUGCCAAAGAAGAAGUCAUACAAGUAAAUAAUGUGUGAAAGGAAGUGUCAGCAGCCGGAAACAGAGGCCAAGAGCAAGUUAGCAUUUAAAGAGGAUGUCCUUCAGAUUUAGUCUACAUGCUGCAGGUCAGAGGGAGAGGGAUCUUUUUUUCUUUUUCAUUGAAGCUUGUUGACUCACUUUUAUUCAUAAAUAACAUUUCUACCAGUCAGUUCCUUUAACUUCUAUUUCAGUGGAGACAAAUAGUAAGGAUCACAUUUGGCUUGUUCUUGAAGCGCCAUCUGCUGUUCAAGGCCUGAAUUGGAGAAUCUAUGGUUUUCUACAAAUGAUCUCCAAACGACACACUUACUUCAGCUGGACAAAACAUCCAUUAAGUAAAUUUAAAAAGAACUGAAAAGAAUUCUUUAGAGUUCCCAGAAAAACAAACAAAAAAAAAAUUGUAGUUUUAGUUUGUUUUCAUAUAGUUCCAACCUUUUUUGUUGUUUUAAAGUAAUCGAAUACCUGGGACUUAUCCGAGAAACUGGCUGUAGGUGAGAACAUUUCAUCAAAUAUUUCAUCAAACAAACUUGUAACUAAUGGGGAACUGAAGUUUUAUUUUUGACAGCAUUUGUAGACAUUUUUAUAGUUCUUCAGUAUUCUUUUACUUUGAUGGUAGCCUAGAAACAGCCAACAAUUGUUGCAUACUUAACUGAGUUAAAACAGUAAAAAAAAAAACAACUGAGCUCACACCUCCAUGUUGGAAUC